Cyphomyrmex costatus is the source of this 1380-nucleotide messenger RNA. RefSeq names its product 72 kDa type IV collagenase-like. The coding region runs from base 1 to 1380 and encodes 459 amino acids. Gene Ontology annotation, cellular component: extracellular matrix. The transcript has a single exon. Gene Ontology annotation, biological process: collagen catabolic process; proteolysis; extracellular matrix organization. The record is from RefSeq and is a predicted model, not a curated record. Gene Ontology annotation, molecular function: zinc ion binding; metalloendopeptidase activity. NCBI's taxonomy places the organism in Eukaryota, Metazoa, Arthropoda, Insecta, Hymenoptera, Formicidae.
AUGUCUCUCGCUUACCUCGUCGCUUUCGUUUCCGUAACAGUAUGCGCGUCGACGCCGACGGUAAACAAUCUCGUAAACACAGAAGUGAUAGAAUAUCUGCAGAGAUACGGUUUCCUGAACGAGGUAGAUGUUACUACUCACACGUCGAUCGAGGAUGAAAAAAUUAAAGAGGCUAUCGCAUUAUUUCAAGAAUACUAUCAAAUACCGGGUAACGGUGUAAUGAACGAUAAUACGUUAGAUCAAAUACGAAAACCUCGAUGUGGACUUCCAGAUAUGCCACUCCAGGAACAAAAUACGGAUACAGUGAAAUGGAAAAAAACCCAUCUUACGUGGAACUUUCACUUAGCGGAUGCGAAAACAUUGACACUCGCGAAAUACGCAUUCUCGAUAUGGACGGCGAACACGUCUCUAACAUUCGAACGUCAAACGUUAAAUCCAGACAUUUUGAUAUCAUACCGCGGAGGCAUUCACACAUACGUCGACAGCAGACGCAAGCAAGCGAUCUGUUCCGGUUUUUUUGACGGACCCGGUGGAGUACUUGCACACGCGUUUGCACCUACGAACGACCCCGUGCAAAACACUGAGAUACACUUAGACGUAUCGGAACCUUGGCAUAUACAAUUGAACGAAAGUACACCAGAAAACAAGCAGCAUUUACUUUACACAUUAACGCACGAAAUCGGACAUUCAUUGGGAUUAUCACACAAUUCACGCAGAGAUUCUCUAAUGUUUCCUUACGCCACCAAUAAAGCCGUUAAACUCAGUAUCGAGGACAUUUUAGCUAUUCAACGUCUAUAUGGAAAAAAUCCUAUUGAAGUACCAAGUACAAGAUCUCCGCCGGUAACUACAGACACGCGUAAGACAUCAACACAAAAAGAUCUGUGCAAUCUACCAUACGUGGACAAUGUACUAGUGUUAAAUCAACGCAUAUUUGUCACUUAUCAAAAGAGCAUGUGGAUGAUAGCCAUCAAUGGUAAAAGAUACAAGGUACCACUCGCGCUCAACGACUAUCUUCGUUUUCUUCCGGCGAAUGUUUCAAUAAGCGCCGCGUAUCAACGGCCAUCAGGAGAAAUUGUGCUAUUCGCGAAUAAUAACAUUUACAUGAUAGAUUAUCCGAGUUUAAAAUUGAAAAAUGGUUGGCCGAAAACGCAUUCCGACCUGAACUUUCCCGCAGAAAUGCGCGUUAACGCAGCAUUGGUCACCAACAGAGGACAAACGUAUGUGAUCUUCGAUGGCGAGAGCGUAGCGUCGAUGAAUGAAUGCGACAUGACCGUUAAUGAAUAUCACUCGUUAAAAGCGAUAUUUCCGGGAAUACCACCAUCUCCGAUUCUAGCCUUCCGAUAUAUCGACGGUUCUCUUUAUUUCCUACACAAACGUUAA